AUGCAGAAAGUCAGCAGAAACGACGACAAGGUGAAAACGAUGAGCAGCGCUCCGCAAGACUAUUGGGAAAAUUGGAUCGUCUGCGGAGACUACGCGAGGGUGAAAACGAUGAGCAACGCUCUGCUAAGCUGUUGGCUAACACAACGCUCCGCAGGACGCCCUGCGAACACUGAACGCCAGGGGAACGGUGAAGAGGAGCUAUGGGAUGAGUUUUCGGCAUCGAUGGCCGACGAUUACAUCAACAGAGGGCUAGGAGUAGAAGAGGCAAUUGUUGUUGCUAAUUUCGACGUUGCCGAUCGGAUGCUACUUCUUGGGAAAGAUUUUGCCCAAAUAGUUGUGCCACCUGUGGAUCGUAGACCUUCACUUCCCGAAGUACCAGUUGACUAUCGCCACCAUGAAAGUGAAGGAUCACGACUAUAUGGGUCAUUGAAUACGCAUCAAAAUAGCUGUUGA
This is a messenger RNA of Necator americanus (New World hookworm), 453 nucleotides long. RefSeq lists its product as uncharacterized. The record is from RefSeq and is a predicted model, not a curated record. The coding region runs from base 1 to 453 and encodes 150 amino acids. NCBI's taxonomy places the organism in Eukaryota, Metazoa, Nematoda, Chromadorea, Rhabditida, Ancylostomatidae. The transcript has 2 exons.